AUGGCCAUUGACGAUCUCAUAACAGAUCCAGCCCUGCAGCCACUACUGCAAACCUCCCAUGCGACUCUGGCGCAGACACUUUCUGUCUUGUCAUGGCUGGAAGAACAUGCCACGACAACCCCUACACUAGAGCAGAAACUUGAGCUGGCACAACAGCACAAGAUCCUGAACGCAUACCUGGCCAAACUACGAGGCCAACAUCGACAGGCGGCCUUUGGAGCUCGAGCAACCAAGCAGGAGACGGCAGAGGCAAGGCAGGAAGUUGAUCGGCUACUCUUACAGCUACAGAAUUUGUACUAUGAACAGAGACACCUGUUGGGCGAGAUUGGAGCCUGCGAAGCGUACGACCAUCUCUACAUGCACCUCCCACUCCAUCCUUUGGACGAAUACAUCGCAACAUUCCCCGAUCAGGCAGAAUUACCAGAGGAGGAGUUGAUGCCGUUGAGAAUCGAAUAUGAAAAACAAGAGCGAGAGAAGAUGGAGCAAAAGAGAUUGGAGCUGGUUAAGAUCAAGGAUGCGUUGGUCAAAGAGAACACCAGGAAGAAAGACGAGCUGAAGAAGAUGGAUGAGAAACUCGAGGUAAUGAUCGAUGGACUCAAGCCCUUGGAGGAAGCGCUGCAGAAAGAUCUGUGA
This is a messenger RNA of Cladophialophora psammophila CBS 110553, 633 nucleotides long. RefSeq lists its product as uncharacterized. Gene Ontology annotation, cellular component: THO complex part of transcription export complex. The transcript has a single exon. Gene Ontology annotation, molecular function: mRNA binding. The record is from RefSeq and is a predicted model, not a curated record. The coding region runs from base 1 to 633 and encodes 210 amino acids. Gene Ontology annotation, biological process: positive regulation of DNA-templated transcription, elongation; mRNA export from nucleus. NCBI's taxonomy places the organism in Eukaryota, Fungi, Ascomycota, Eurotiomycetes, Chaetothyriales, Herpotrichiellaceae.